This is a messenger RNA of Schistosoma intercalatum, 2508 nucleotides long. Lineage: Eukaryota; Metazoa; Platyhelminthes; Trematoda; Strigeidida; Schistosomatidae. The record is from the annotation of a GenBank genome assembly.
GAGCGUUUUAGAAUUUAAGACUCAACGUUUCAAGGUGAUACACUUGCAGAUGCACUAUGUUCUGCUAAACGCGCCGAAGGACGACAAGGUAAUCAUAUUGUUUGCCUUUACGUUUCAUGAUAUUAAAUGAAUAAAACUCAAGAAAGUGUCAUUUUUGGACUUCGCUUUUCUAUCCAGUUUAUCAAAUAUCUUGGUAGACAAUUAGAAAGAGAAUUUCUUACCCCACUAAUUUUUUUGCACCUACUAAUAAUUGUUACUGGUUUUUGUAAGUGUAGAAAGACACAAAAGUAACAAUAAUCAACUUGUUUUCAACAGAUGAAUAUUCUGCUUAUCAAAUCGGAUUAAUAUCCUCCAACUUUUUUGAUGCUUUGACUACUAAAAAUCAUGACAGAUUUAUAUGGACUUUAAAAUUAUCAAUAAUGUAUAUAUUUUGUGGCUCUUUGGCUCUAGGUGUACAAAAUAUGGUCGUGGGACAAUUAUCACUAAUAUUACGUGAAAUUUUAACCAAGAAUUUACAAAGUCUAUAUUUUAAACGGAAAAAUUACUAUGUUGUAAAUACUCUUACUGAUUUAGACAACCCUGAUCAACGUCUUACUCAAGAUAUCAAUUUAGCUUGUGAUCUGCUGACCAAUAUAAUUGUAUCAAUUACUGUGAAUCCAAUAUUAGUCGUAUUCUAUACAUAUUUAUGUGUACAAAAAGCUGGUUGGUUAGGUCCAGUCUCAGCUUAUAUCCUAUUCAUUAUAUUUGCAAUAAUUUCGCGAUUCCUUGCCUCUUGGAGUUCGCGUGCUUCAUUUGAACGUCAGAAACAAGAAGGCAAUUUUAGGUUUGUUCAUACAAAACUAAGAUGCUCAGUCGAAAGUGCUGCAUUUCUUGAUUUGAGUGAAUCAUUAAAUGCCAUUUCAACGAAUUUAUUCAAUCGGUUAUUUCAUGCUGUACGAGUUUUUAUUAAUCGUAAUGCUGUAGUAUUUUAUGUAACACAACUUAAUGCAUAUUGUGGUGGUGUAGUAAAUUAUGUCGCUCUUGGAAUCAUUCUGUUCAAUGGUCCAAUUCGAACAAUGUCAGCAUCUGAAAUCACUGUUCUUAUUAGUCAGACUAGUUUCUUUCUUCUGUAUUUAAUUAAUAAAUUAACAAAUUUAAUUAAUUUAUCUACUGAUAUUGCUCAAUUAGUUGGUGUUGGACAUCGCAUUUUAAACUUGGACAAAUAUUUAAGAGAAAUUAAUUUAUAUGAUACUCCAGCUGCUUAUAUCACAUCUUAUCAAACUCAAUGGUUAUUUAUUAGAUCAAAAAUAUUCAGCCCUAUACACGAUAUCAUUGACAGGGACAAUAAUUGUUUACUGGAUGAUAUUGUUUUUCAAAUCAAUCAUGUAUCAAUAUGUAUUCCAUUGAAUCCUAAUAAUGUUUUAAUUCAUGACUUAUGUUUAACUAUUAAAAAGCAUGAAGCCCUACUUAUCACUGGUCCAAGCGGUGUUGGUAAAACUGCUUUAUUUCGUGUUUUAGCUGGUCUAUGGCCAGGUCUCAUCUUAAUGAAUAAUAAUUCAGGGAAUAAUAAUGCAAUCAAUUCAUUAUAUCAUUUCUAUCAGUCGGAUAAUUUCCGAGUUGUUUUUAUUCCACAAGUAUUAUACAUACCAUGGAUGACAAUUCAAUUAAAUAAUGAAUUUUACAAGUUAUUAACAAGUUUACAUUGUUUCAUGAUGGCAUCAAAUUCAUUAAUAUUAUCGAAUAUCCGUAGAGAACUACAUUUAUGUUAUUUAUUAUUGAAUAUAGCAUAUUCUUUCGAUAGUCAAUCUACUGGUGGGCUUGAUGCUAGAGCUACAACAUUUGAUAUUGACAAUCCUGAAGCAAACUUAACUAGUCAUAAUUCUACAAGAAAACAAAAUUCCAAAUGUUCAAUUUGUGAUUAUAAUCUGGAUUCUUUCGAAAAAGCCUUAAGUUUACUCGUUGAAUUUCGUCUUAUCAAAUUAGAACAAUGUAAUGCAUUAAAACAAAUUCUUAAAUUAUAUUAUAACAAUGGAAAUAAUAAUGGUAAUCAUACUAUUAUUGAUGAUGGUAUUUAUUCUAAAAAUCAAUAUCGAAUUCCAUUAUUAACUGAUAUUUGUUAUAAUGGUUGUUCUGUUAGAUCAGAGAAAUCCGAGUAUGAAUUUGAUUCACAGUUAUUCAAUUAUUCACCCGGUGAAUUACAACGAUUAACAAUUGCGGCUGUAUGUUUUUAUCAACCAGAUAUGAUAUUUAUGGAUGAAUCUACAAGUCAAUUAAAUGUAACUGAUGAAGCACAAGCCUAUUUAAGUCUUUUUAAAAGAAAUAUUACACCAAUUACAAUUGCACAUCAUAAUUCUGUUCGACAAUAUCAUUUGAUGGAAUUACAAUUAAUGUCUAUCGAUGAACAGACUACUAUUACUACUACUGAAACAAGUCAAUUGAAAAAAUGGAAGUUGAUUAAAAUUGAGUAAACUAUAUAUAUAUAUAUAUAUAUAUAUAUAUAUAUAUAUAUAUAUAUAUAUAUAUAUAUAU